AUGAUCGGCAAAAGCUAUGUCGACAUCCUCAACUUCUUGCAGUACGAGUUCACUUUCCCCGAGACUGAGGAGACCUGGAAGAAGCGCCAGGAUCUCUUGAUCUCACUCUCUGAACUCCUCGAAACUCGCAAAGAAGACAGUGUUCUUCCAAAGGACUUUGUCGAGAAAGUCAAAGUCAUUCUACCAGACAUCGUCGGAGCUGCCUCCUCUGAGCGUACCACUCUAUCCUCCCAGGGCUGCCGUGCUCUUCAAAACAUCACAAGGCAGCUUGAGACACAAAUACAGCCACAACUUGACAUCCUGCUCCCUGCGCUGAUCACCCUCUGCGGCUCGACAAAGAACGUCAAUCAAAAGAACGCCAGUGAAACAGUCAUCCUCAUCUGCAAGCAUGCUGGAUACAGUCAUCGUCUUUUCUACCAUAUCUGCUCCGCAUUCAAAGACCGACGUAAUCCCCCACGUAUCUUUGCACCAGUAUGGCUACGAAGCCUCCUCCAAACAUAUCGCAAUCAGAUGGAUCGUAACAAAGACGGUGAACUAGCACAGAAGGCCAUUUAUGAAGGUCUCAGAGAUGGACAAGUCAAGGUCCGAGAAAACUCUCGCGCAGUCUACUGGGAGUUCGCAACUUACGAUGUCGCCGGCGCUCGCAUGAUUAUGGGUAGUCUCAAUUCUCAUGCUCAAGCUGCACUCCGCGAUGACCCUCACAAUCCAGACCGGUCUUCUGCGAAAGCAGCAAAAACCCCAAGACCAGGCUCAGCGCUUGCUUCCAUCAAAGCACAAUCGAAGCAGCAGUUGCAACAACAUCGUGGCAACACUCCGGCGUCAGUCAAGUCUACCGACUUGGCCUUUGGCCCUAUGGAAGACGUCCAUUCCGCUCCUACGUCAAAGAAUGCUGCCGAGCAUGGUCGAGACAAACAAGACCGACAAGUCCAAUCUUCAACUCAUCAAAGCGAACAAGCCGCAGGCUCACGUCACGGCUCUCGCCCUACAUCGCAAAAAUCCAGCAAGGACUCCAAACUUGAGACGACGAAAGAGCCCAGGACUUCAAGCCCACAAGUCGAGGCACGUCCACUGAUGUCGGCACCAGUCCGAAGAGGCCGCAUCAUAGCCACACCAAUCGCUCCCAUGAUGCCUUCGCAGCGUCCUUGCUCCCGCGGUGAAUCUUGCAAAAAGCCGCAUGAGACCAAAGAUAAGCCUGCUGCAGAGAAACCAUCUGGUCGACAAACGCCAGUCACUCAACACGGCAAAGAGAACAUGUCGUCAACCACAAGUCAUCAUCGCAAGACCACAAGUCGCCAUGAAACUAUCAAGACUGAAGAGAAGGAGCUCGUUGCUACAACCAAUCUACAAUACGGCAAGAAGACUGGUCGACAGACACCGGUCAUUACUGAAGACAAGGAGCCAUCUGUUCCCCCAACACCCGAACCUCUUAAGAAAGAGUACCAUCCUGUCCCAGCUUUUGUCGAGGACAAGGCCAUGUCGGCUCCUGGAGCCUACAAAGACAUUCUCAAAGAAGAUGUCGCAGAUGCGGAAUUGCUACAGCAGACAGCUCUUCCACCAAGCCUACCACUUCGUUCGGUUCAGGCAUUCGCACCCGAAAAUCAAUUCGCACCGCCACCGGAACGUCCUGUUGAUAGAAGCACAAGCCCUCAACAUAUUCCUGACGGCAAGGAGAACACGGAUCAACCUUGGCGCCAAAAACAUUCUCCAAACCGGUCUCCAAUGCGGGCUCCAAAACGAACGCCUCAGCGACGCAACAGCAUCGCGUCUGCGAAGAAACACCUUGCCACAGCCAUCGAACUCCUCCGUCAUGGGACUCUUGACGCCUUGGGUUAUCGCAGGCUUAGAAUGCUUUUCGAGACCUAUCCACAAGUCUUGAUUACCCGCCAAGAACAAUUUAACGAACUGUUCGAACUGCUCGUCGCCAACCUUUCAUCGUUCGACGAGAUCAGCCAGCCCAGAGAAAAACGAGUUGGCAACCUCAAUCAUCCCGCCUACAACAGACAUACUAUUGUUAUGAUGUUAUCCGAUCUCUUCCAGCAAUACCCUCAGUGGCCAGAGCCUCAACCUGGUAUGACAUUGGCCGCUCUUAUCAUUGCAAGGUGCAACCACACGUCAAGUUAUGCUUCAGCAGUGUCAGCUAUCGAGGAAGCCGCAAUGAUUCUGUCAAAUUCAACUCAAAACCCUCUUGCCACGAUUGACGUUGUCCUCGAUACCAUGGAAGAGGUUGAACGUAUUAUUAUCACCAAUGAUCCUAUCAUUACCCCUAGAUCAACCACAACUCAACUAUACAACAGUCUUCAAAGCGUUGCGACAGAUUUUGGCCCUGAAAAGCCUCGCUUUGCAGUCCGACUGCCUAUCAUUAUGGCCUUUGGCAUCAACAUCCUUAUUAUCCUGCUGUCGCGUGUCACUCUACAUGGCCAGACCCUCUUUACCAUUCAAGAAGAUCGUUUGGCAUCAUACGCAGAACAUCUUCUUACGACAUACACCUCUGUCCUCAGACGAUACAUCAUGAACUUUUGUACAGCACUACACGCUGUCAUCAAACCAGAGAAAAGAUUCUACAAUUACUUUAGUAAAGAAACAGACAAGAAUCUCAUCCACUAUUACGUGGCAGGAGCAUCAGGCCCAGUCUACGGAAUUGUCGUGCCAGGAACAGACUCGGACUUUGACUCUGGGGAGCCAGGGCCCACCUACAAUUCCAUCUCGGACGUACAUGGAGUUCUUCAUCAACAUAUGGGAAACAUGCAGAAGCAUGUUGUUGGAAAUAGGAAAUCUGAGGAUUCGGGCAACAUUAUCAUUUUGGGGCUCACUGAAGACGAUUGA
Molecule: messenger RNA, 2823 nt
Organism: Exophiala viscosa
Lineage: Eukaryota; Fungi; Ascomycota; Eurotiomycetes; Chaetothyriales; Herpotrichiellaceae
Product: clasp N terminal-domain-containing protein
Exons: 4
Coding region: 1-2823 (940 amino acids)
Biological process (GO): astral microtubule depolymerization; mitotic spindle assembly
Cellular component (GO): mitotic spindle midzone; cytoplasmic microtubule; microtubule organizing center
Molecular function (GO): microtubule binding
Source: RefSeq, a predicted model, not a curated record